Messenger RNA from Aspergillus calidoustus, 5466 nucleotides. NCBI's taxonomy places the organism in Eukaryota, Fungi, Ascomycota, Eurotiomycetes, Eurotiales, Aspergillaceae. The record is from the annotation of a GenBank genome assembly.
CAGCUCGGAAAGAUGGACGGGCUUAUUACGGAAAUCAAAACAAUAAACCACGGUCGAGAUGACAUCCUCAGAGCUCGCGAGGACAAAUUUCCAAAACUUGGGCGCGAAACCAGAGACCAUGGUCCCAGGAAUGUGUCAAGUACCGGUCCAGCGUCAUCAGCUGAUAUUCUAUCCAUAUUGAGGGCAAACCCUGGGCAGGAUGAGCUCUCUCGAGCUCUUUCUAUACUAGAUCCCUUUCGAAAAGGCGAAGUUGCACCCGACUUUGACAUCCGAGUUCCAAGCCCGAAAACUGCGCAGAUUCUCAAUGCUCUAGUCACCAUAACAGUGCCCGAUCAUUGGGACCCUCUCAACACAGGUUCAAACGGUCCAUCGACUGGAUAUAUGAAGCUCCGGGCAGCACUAUUGAGAUGUCUGAGUAGUGUCUCUGGUAUCAGCUGCUUAGUGGCGCAGCUCCGCUCUCUAAUCGCGCAGGCGCGCGCAUCUUCGCAGCAAGCGGACGCAUCGGGCAGUGGAAUUCGAAUCAGACACAUCCUCGAGGUUACUUCAGCUCUAUUGGAGCCCGAGGACUUUGUUUUGCGCUUGCGUGCCGACAUUGACAUGUUCUACAAGAAUGAUAUGCAAAAACAGGUCGCCUGGAAAGAGCUCCUAUCUCUAAUUGCCGCCAGUAGGGUCCUUUCGACUGCAGCAGAAGCUCUCUCACUAGCUAGCGAGUCUGAAUUCCGGAGACUCUCAUGGCUGGGAAACGGGUCGCAGUAUGCUUCAUGGCUUGGAGCUAACAUCUGUCAUAUGACUUCAAAGCUUGCAGCGACUGGCCAGGAGGAGCAAUGGAGAGCACUAGCUUCUCUCACUGGAAGAGCACUCAGUCUUGGAUAUACAGAUCAAGUAGUGAAAGAGAUAUACUCGGGUCUCCUCGUCAGUCAGCCACCCACGGAACAAUACGCUGCGCUUUUUGAUCGCCUUCGGUGGACUGAACAGCUUGCGGUGCUUGAAUCUGUUUUCCGCGAUAUCGAGAAGAAGCACUUGCUUACGGGGUCCGCCAAUGAGAACACUACGGCUUCAGAUCAACCCGUGAAUGCCACUGCGGCUCUGUGUUCCAUCCUUUUAUCGAAACGGUCUAACCUGGAAAGCCAAUUGAUAGAUUGGCUUUCCAAAGGUCAAGGUGGAUCAAUACAGACACCAGCGCUACGGCGGGCACUGAUAGUUAAUCUAGCCUAUCAGAAAGACCGCAUAACAACAUUACUUACCAAGAGUCUUGAGCAGUCCGCUGAUAAAAUCUACAUACAACACGCUCCGUUGAGAAGUCAAGAAGCAAACACUCAAGUCAUUCUUUUAGCCGCCGGUUACCUGAAUCGUCUCGACGCAGGCGAAAUGAUGAGCAUCGGCCGCUCUAGCGUCUUUCUUAAUGCUGUAUCCAAUCGUCUAGCGGCCGCUUCAACGAGAGCCCGUUUCCUAGGGAUGCUCAUUGGCACCGCGAUUUCGCAGCUCAUUGAGGAACCGGGAAAAGCGAUGCGAUUCGACCUUGAAGAAAUGGAAAGCACGGAAGCUGAAUGGUACUUGAGCCUUAUCCGCACUGAGGAUAGUAUCGGAUCCUUGGAAACGAUCAAAUUACAAGAGAAUCUCGCCCCACGGUCAAGUCAGAAAUUGGACAAGGGCAAGACCUUCACCUCAAAUUAUCAGCCCUUCAAGAAAGCCAGUCAGACCGCGACUUCAAAAAUCGUCGCGAUAGAAGAAAUAGGCGACUCGGAUGAAGAGGAAGAGGAAGAUGAGGAUGAGGAUCUGAUUCCGUAUGAGAAACCUGAUGAAGAUCCAUCAGACUCCGACGAUGAUCCAACGUUGGUACAGCGGAAGAAGCCCACUGCUCCAGUAUACAUUCGCGAUCUUGUGGCCGCUCUAAGAGAUACAGACAACCUCGAUCGCCAUGAGUUGGCCGUUGCGGUGGCCCCUGCUUUGAUCAGACGCAAAACCGGCUUUGGAACAGAGCUCGCAGAACAUAUAGAAGAACUAGCUCUCGUGGUGGUCGGGCUACAAGAACAGAGGAAGCUUCCGAGAUUCCAUGAACAACGCCUGCAGAGCAUGAUUGCCCUGAUCGUUUCGCAGCCUUUGAAGAUGGCCCAAUGGUUUACUGCCGUAUUCUUUGACGGAGACCUCUCUCAAGUCCAGCGAUCCGCAGUGCUCACUGCCUUAGGACUGAGUGCCAGAGAACUAGCUGGCGUUGGAGCAGAUGAUGCGAUAGCCCUAGGCCUUCCGGCAAUAUCAGACUCUUCCUUUCCGUCGAAGAAGCUUCCUCCCAGCCUUGAAGCUAUCUAUUCCAGUGAUGAAUCUCCCAUUGCGGCCAUAACGAGAGGAAUCACGCAGGCAUCUCUCCAGCCAUUGGCUGCAGAAGCAGCAGAUAAUCUCUCUGGUCCCAAUGCGCUUAAGGUGCGCACCUUCUCGUCGCGCAUGGCGGUCGAGAAAAGACGCCAGCAACGCGAAGCCCACCGGCAAAAGUCCACAGUCAAAGAUCUAUACAAAGUCUUGACGGAAGGGUUCUUCUAUCCUUUGACCGGCCGCUUCGAGAUUAUGAUGCUGCAAUUCACAUCGUCAACCGCUCCCUCCCAUAAUCCAUUCUUCGUGCCGCACCUCCUCGCCCUCUUCAUACAGACCCUCACCCUUGUCCUCUCAACAAUGGGGCCACACACACCCUUCCUACCGUCCGUCACUCAGCAAACCCUAACAUUCCUCCUCUCUCUCCACGCGCGCCCUGUCUCUGAAGAGCCAACUAUCCUCUCGGCAUUACUCUCGCUCUUCCUUGCCAUGAUCGACAUGAACGUUGAGUCCGGCACUUCCGGCGAAGAGCGGCUUGUCACGGAAUUCGCGACACAGGUAAUGGAAUUGCGGGAAUGGGCUGGGGAAAUCUUCGAUCGGACGCCUGCGGUUCGGGACUCGAGCGAUCCUCGCGAACAGAUUCGGACGCUGUCAGCUGGGGUCAUGGUCAAACUGGGAGAGGUGAUGGAGCGGUAUCAAGGGAGACUCAUGGGGGUCAAUUCUGGUUUCAAGUACUAGGCUGCCAGGUGAUUGAAAUGACUGUGUAACUUGUCAUCAACAUGCUCUGGUUCAUUGAUGCUUUCAAUCCGAACAAGAGAUAGACCAACACAAGACUUGAAAGUGUCGCUCUUCGCCAUUAUCCCACGUCUGCUCUUUCCAGACUAGCCGCGGGGUGACACUGCAGCACUCGUGACCCAGAAUCCAAGCUCGGCCACUCAUUCGACCCUCCUCUAUUUACUUUUCGAGCAACUUGCGAUCCUUUUUUCCCUCUGUCAGCCGCCAUCAGAUCAACGAACACCCCACCGACCGGGAUUCCAGUUAACGUCUCCUCAUGGGUCGACUUCCAGAUUUAGUUCCUGGUUCGGAGCUCGAAACACAUUUCUCGCCCAACUGCGAUGUUGAAACGGUCCACACCUACCACGAGCCGGUGGUGGAACAUCCAGCCCCGCCACCGGGGUCGGACACACCCAGGUCUCAGCGGGUUUCGAGAAGUCUACAGCAGAACCAGAAAUAAAUUUUUCGCGGACAAAAGUACGGCUGCGAGUCAUGAUCCCUCAAGGAAAAGUCAUACAGGAAGCCGAACUCGCGAAGUAGUUCGAUAGUGCUCUCGCGCACCUGGUACACCAGUGCUCUAUAACCCGCGACUUUCCCCUUAGGCUCGGCGCGAUGUCCAUCAUUUCACCAGGACGUCGCGCUCCUGUUGCAAGGUGAUCCGGUAUUCGCCCUCAUCCCCUGCAAUCCGAUCUGCACCAGCGGAACCACUCCGCGGACGGCGUCCGGGAGUGCCUCGUUGUGUGGCCCGGGAUGAACCUGGUGAAUUUAUCGGCAAUGUUGUACUUGCGGAGGGUAAGAGGAAGGCGGCGGGCGCCGACCGGCCGAGAAGACGCCUGUGCUGUAGUCGACCAUGUUGUUGUCUGCGUGAGCGCCGGUGCCGAGGACUGCGGAGAGGGCCUCAAAGUCGCAUAAGAGGGCUUUCUUUGCUUUCGGUUUUCGAGGGGUGGAGAGUAAGCCAGGUUUGGCAAACUCGAUGCCUGCGCGGCUUGUAGGCUGACUUUGGGCCAGGUUUGCUAUUGUGGCGACGAUUGCGAGUGGUCAUGGGAAGAGCCGACAUCGAGGAAGUGGGUGAUGUUUUCUGGAUGGAGCUGCAGGAUGUCCCCCUGAAGCUUGAAGACCGUCUGGUCCAGUCCGCUCUCGAACGAGUCUUGAUAGCCUAGGAUGACAAUCGGAAAUGGACUGGGCGAAUACACCUGGCCUUGAAGAAACACCUUAAUCCGGACGGGCACCCUGCGGAGCUUCACUUGAGUAUUAUCAUGUGCCCAUUUAGAUACAGAUACUCCCCAGAUAGGAUCCCUGCCGGUGAGUGUAUGUGUCGGAACGUCGACGUUGAACAAAUCGACUUGAUUGUCCAGUGUGGCGAACGCGAAGGCGAUCUGCUCGAGCCCGCUCCGGUUAUUGGAAAUGGAGGCGUCGAGAUCUGUGGUUGUUGGCCUGUUACCGUGGCCUACGUAGUCAAUAUUUGAACUGUUCUAAGCUGUGUAUACGCACUUGCAAACUGGGCCUCCAGACCCGAGGCAGGAGAAGGCACGGCGCCAGAAAGUAGGACAUGGCGGCCGGUCAGGGAAGAUAUGUUGUCAGAACGAGGGUCAAUGUUCAAACAGAUUCCGUUGUUCUUAGUUAGGAGAAACUGCGGGGAGCAAGCCUUAUGAGCUGUUUUGUAAUUUUUGUGGCAGUGGGCUACUCUCUCCCCACUGCAAAUCCGACGGCAACCCUCAGUGAGCACCGAUAUACAGCCAACCCCAUCUCAUUUGGGGAACGGUCACUACAACCAUCUAUCAAGACAACAGUAGAUGGUAUGACUGUCGUUUGGAUGAUAGCAUGCUUUGAAAUAGCGAACGAUACUUUGCUAUCAGGGGAUGGGCGUUGUCAGCGCUGUCAUCUGCUGUGAGUCGCCAUGGCGCCUAUAUAAACAGUCUCGACUCGUCCCUAAAACCCUCGCAGUUCUCGUAUAAUCUUAAAUGCACUACAGCGGGUUCCCACAAUAUCAAAGACCAAAACUCGAGAUUGAGCACUCGGUGACUGACUGGUGUGGCCGAAGGGAACAUCACCGAGACCCCCGAGCUUCCCAGGAGGUUCAACCUUCUCAGCGCCUGUGCCACAGGGAUUAGGACAGGAAAUGCGUGAGCAAUACUAGGUUGUGGCAUUGUACGUGCUCUUAGGAUGGAAGUGGCCCGCUUGAUGCAGCUGCCAUUGUCUAAAUCGCAUUAGGGCAGCAGAACAGUGGUACGAAGUAUGUGAGGCCGUUGAGGUGGGCGCCCAACUAAGAGCAGCAGCAGUUUAUAUCUCUAUUAGCCAGGUAUUUCCGUUUCCGCUUCUGCUUAUGGGAUUACAAUGAGAAUCCUGGUAUGGUCAGAGAUAUAGGGACAACGAGCCGGAGGGGAAGAG